Stylophora pistillata is the source of this 1909-nucleotide messenger RNA. RefSeq names its product acidic leucine-rich nuclear phosphoprotein 32 family member A. Lineage: Eukaryota; Metazoa; Cnidaria; Anthozoa; Scleractinia; Pocilloporidae. Gene Ontology annotation, cellular component: nucleus. Gene Ontology annotation, molecular function: histone binding. The record is from RefSeq and is a predicted model, not a curated record.
GAAGAACUUCCCCUCCCAGGUUGUAUUAUCUUUGAAUUCCACUAUAGUUCCUCUUAAGGGUCAUAUUUACCAAGAGUAGGAAAGUUAUAUUUCUGGUAGAUCUUUGAAACUCAUUAAUGCAAGCUUUGCUUGUUUUGAUUUCCGUUGAUGAAUCAUGCAGUGAGACUUUAUUUAACCCUACACUUGCUUACAUGUACGCAAAAUAGCCAUUUUUAUACCUUUCAAGUCUCUAGUGGAUAGGAGAGCGUAAUGUUUAACACUUGAUCAAAGGUGCGUUUCUCGUUUAACAAGUUUGCAUGGAUUCAAAAUAUUCGCUACUACGCUGGGUUAAAGAGCGUCAAUCUAUUGUACCCCCUCUGGGGAAAAUGUACUGUGGCGCGAGGCAAACGUAGUCGUUCGAUUCCGGAGAAGGUGCAAUGGAUAAUGCGACUCCAGCCACAACGAACAACACCAGAAUGGAGAAACGGAUCGCUUUAGAGUGUGGUAAAAGAAAGCCGGAUGAGAUUGUCGAGCUAAUCUUGGACAAUUGUUAUUCUACCAACGUCGUUGGGCUAACAGAUGAAUUCGUCAACUUGGAGAGGCUAUCUCUGAUCAAAGUUGGGCUGACAAAUUUGAAAAAUUUUCCCAAUUUACCAAAUCUUACUCGGCUGGAACUUGGCGAAAACAGGAUAAUGUCAGGCCUCCAGUCCCUUCAGGGAUCACCGAAAUUAGCACAUUUGAGUCUUAGCAAUAACAGGAUAAAAGAUCUCGAAACUUUAGAACCGUUGUCAAAACUACAAAAUUUAAAAAGUUUGGAUUUACUUAACUGCGAAGUAACAACGAUAGAAGACUACAGAGCUGAAAUAUUUAACAUGAUACCAUCCCUGAAAUAUCUCGACGGCUAUGACAGAUUCGGGAACGAAGCAGAGGACACAGAUUCCUCCGGGGAGGAAGACGGCGAAGAAGAUGACGAAGGAGAGGAGGAUGAUGAGGGGGAUGAAGAUGACGAAGAUGAUGAUGGUGAAGGAGAGGAGGAAGAUGAAGAUGAUGUAGAUGAUGAAGAGGGCUCAAGUGGCGAGGAAGAGGAGGAAGGUGUAGAAGGGGAAGAGGGUGAUGAAGAUGAUGAUGAUGAAGAAGAUGAUGAAGGUGAAGAUGAGGAGGAACCAGGUCUAGAUUACUUACAAAAAGAGAACUUAGAGGAUGAAGAAGAAGGAGAAGACUUCAACCCAGAGGAAGAAGAUGAAGAAGAGGAAGAAGAGGAAGAGGAGGAUGAAGAAACAGAGGAAGCUGAAAGGAGAGGAGAAAAAAGAAAGCGAGAAGAAGAUGAUGAUGAUGAUGAUGAUGACUGAUGUAAACUAUCUUAGCAAGUGCAGAGCAGCCCACUCUAUAGAGAAAGAGCUCUUUAUGUAUAGACUUGCCAGCAUGUUACUGAUGCCCUUAUUUUAAAGGGCUGGAAGUGUUCUCUCACAAGGCCUCUAACAGAACUAUUCCAUGACUUCCAAAUGGUGUUUUCAUUCCAUGAGUUGUGACUGAGUCAUAUCCUGUUUUGUAAUUCAUAGUACUAAACAUGUCAGAAUGGUAGCAAGUUUUUUUUUCCUUGUUGGACUUGGUCUGAUUUGAAUUUGCUUUCACUUCAAGAGUCAGUGAACAUCUCUCACCAGACAGAGAUCAACACAUAACAUCCAUGUCUGUAAAUAUGCGUUGGUAUGGCAUCUCAUGGAUGCUCUGUAUGAUGACUGCACAACUUGUUGGUGCACUUGGUACUUUCUGCAUUGUAUGGUACAAGCAAAACACCUUUGUUUUAAUGUGUUGAUAGUUUAUCGCAGUGAGUUACUCGCCUGUAGAUAGGAAAGAGCAGUUGUUGUUAACUUGCACUACUGACGACAUAACUUUUUUGAGAGUAAAACAUUUUUUAACUUUCUGGCAUCAA